Fusarium verticillioides 7600 is the source of this 546-nucleotide messenger RNA. RefSeq lists its product as hypothetical. NCBI's taxonomy places the organism in Eukaryota, Fungi, Ascomycota, Sordariomycetes, Hypocreales, Nectriaceae. Bases 1 to 546 code for a protein of 181 amino acids. The record is from RefSeq and is a predicted model, not a curated record. The transcript has a single exon.
AUGAACACGAGACCUAACUCUCGGGGAGACAUCUCAAGCGCGUCAGGCUCUCGCCCCGGUUCAAAGACUGGGAGUCUGCCUCGCACAGAGACCGUGGAUUCGAGAAUCGAGAGUCCAGCAGGUAUGUUUGGCUCCCCUGACGACUCUAUACUGCCUGAUAUCUUCGAGCCUCGCUCAACUGAUACUGGCUAUUUUACUCCAGAUCCUAGGCCCCAAGGAGAACAAUCGCUCCAGCUUGCCCAGAGCUCUGAGCGAAAUAUGGAAACCCAGGAAGCUCACCCUAUUUCAUCCCCGCAAGCAGUUAACCAAAACCUUCGAGAGCUCGUCGACUCGAGGAUUGCCAGUCCGGCGGGUAUGUUCGGUGGCCCUACAGACUUACAGCUUUUCAGCAUUAGAGAGUUUCGCUCACCGAUCGCAGGCUAUUUUUCUCGAGAUUUCAACCUCCAAGGGCCGCAAUUCCUAGCGAAGGUUCACGAUCAGUGCGAAAAGAUGGACGACGUCAAAGCUCGAUACGAAGAUCUUUGGCUUUCAACCCAGCUAUUUUAG